GCAAUAAAUAAUAUUGUAACGGAUUUCUCGAUAAAUCGUCAACAUGUAACUCACUCUUGAGUUCGAUCAGUGGAUUGUUAAAUAAAAGUCCUUGCUAAAAACUUAUCUUUUUUUUAAUUCCAACAACUUAACACGUAUUGCUCGUUAUUUUUAAUAUCCUAUAUAUGAGUACCAAAUACAUAUAGAAUCAUUUGGUGAUUACCGCAUUCUUGAAAAUUCUGUAAACUAUUGUGAAUAGGUAAAAUUUUAUUGUGAGUGGUAGAAAUGACAAUUUGCUUAUGUUAAUUUCCUAGAGAAUAUAAAUUGAUAUAAAUUUGGACAAAUGCUACUUAUCUCUUUAUUUAUAGUGUAAUUAAGAUAAAGAUUAAAUAAAAAUGAUUAUUCCAAUUCGUUGUUUCACAUGUGGUAAAGUAAUUGGCAACAAGUGGGAGUCGUAUUUAGGUCUUCUACAAGCCGAAUACACGGAAGGUGAUGCUUUGGAUGCUCUUGGUCUUAAACGAUAUUGCUGCAGACGUAUGCUGUUGGGACAUGUUGAUCUAAUCGAAAAAUUACUGAAUUAUGCGCCUUUGGAAAAGUAGUUUUGUUUAGACAGAGCACAUUUUUCCACAACUUACACUUUUGAUUUAGAAUAAAAUAUAUGUAUGUAGCAAUUAGCAACGAUUUAUUA
Bactrocera oleae (olive fruit fly) is the source of this 667-nucleotide messenger RNA. RefSeq names its product DNA-directed RNA polymerases I, II, and III subunit Rpb10 (gene Polr2L). Gene Ontology annotation, cellular component: RNA polymerase III complex; RNA polymerase II, core complex; RNA polymerase I complex. Gene Ontology annotation, molecular function: DNA binding; zinc ion binding. Gene Ontology annotation, biological process: transcription by RNA polymerase II; tRNA transcription by RNA polymerase III; transcription by RNA polymerase I. Lineage: Eukaryota; Metazoa; Arthropoda; Insecta; Diptera; Tephritidae. The record is from RefSeq and is a predicted model, not a curated record.